This is a messenger RNA of Micromonas commoda, 1843 nucleotides long. Its product is annotated as tubby-like protein. The coding region runs from base 1 to 1788 and encodes 595 amino acids. The transcript is spliced from 2 exons. Lineage: Eukaryota; Viridiplantae; Chlorophyta; Mamiellophyceae; Mamiellales; Mamiellaceae. The record is from RefSeq and is a predicted model, not a curated record.
AUGGAGGGUGACGGCGACGAAGGUCGCCCCAUGGGGGCGAGCAAGCUCUCGCGCAGACCCGCGGGGCAGCCACCCGCGCAGCCCAUCCGCCCCGUGAGCGCCAACACCUUCAACGGCGCCCAGAGACCGGGCACGGGCGGCGGCAGGCCCCAGCCCAGGCCCCCCUCGGCUCGAACGUACCACACCGAUCUCUUCGACGAAGAGGAGAACGCGGGCGGCGCCGGUGACGUGCUGGCGGGGAAUAACUCGAUCAGCGCCGCGCAGAAGCUGCAGCAGAGACGCGAACUCGCGGCGCAGAAGCGACGGGAGCGCCAGCUCGCCGCAGGGACCGUCACGCGCAACCCCGCGGCGGGCGCGCCGGGUGGGGGGCAUCAGACGAUGACGGCGCAUCAGACGCGACCGAGGCCGCCGUCGGGGGGCGGGUCGAUGCCGCCGCCCUCCGCAGCCGUCGGGGCCAACCCGUACAGCACGCCGCGCUCCAACCCUCUGUUUAGCGGCCAACACGCGGUCGGGGGCAUGCAGCAGAACCCGCUCGCGGCGAUGAACGGCGCUUUGAACCAACCUUCGGCGAUGAACCAUGGCUCGACGAACCAGCCACAUCCCCCCGCGUUUGACAGGCACACCAUGGCCAUGUACGCGGAGCGAAGGUCGUUCAACAUCAGCGGCGACGGGCACGGCGCCGCGCAGCAGAGGGUCCCUGACGGUCGAGUGCGGGGAUUCGACGAGCCCGAAACCGACUUUGGAGUCGGUCACCGGCGUCAGCGGCAAGCCCCGGAGCCCGAGGGUGUCGCGGAGCUGCGUCGGGAUUUGGAAGCGCACGGCUUGGCGGACGAGUUCGACCCCAACGAGGGCAGGCACCCGAUGGAGGUGGCCGCCGAGCGCGAGCGCUUGAAGCGCAUCGAGGCCGCCGCCAAGCUCGGGCCCAAGGCUAAGAGGAUCGCGGAGCGGCCAAAGGCGGCGCGAGUGGACGCGAGUGACAAGCGGGUCUUCCUCACGCGACCCGGCCCGGAGGACGCGCCCGUGCAGUGCCACAUCGUGCGAAGGGUCAACAAGGGUUUCCUCCCCGGCAGCAACUACCCCGAGUACUUCCUCUACCUGGACGGACCGGGCGCCAAACCCGGGGACCCGACGAACGAGGCCAAGUUCCUGCUGUCCGCUCGCAAGCGCAAGAAGAGCAAGAGCAGCAACUACGUCAUAUCGCUCGACGAGGAGGACAUGGCUCGGCAGUCGGGGAACUUUUUCGCGAAGCUCCGAUCGAACUUUGUCGGCACGGAGUUUACCAUCUACGACAAGGGCAGCAAACCGGGGGAAAAACCCGACGGCAAAUCCGCGGGCCUCGCCCCGAGAGAGGACCUCGGCGCGGUGACGUACGAGUACAACGUGCUCGGCACGAGGGGACCGCGGAAGAUGAAGGGAUUCAUACCACGAGUCGACUUAACAUCCGGCGAACGCGCUCGAUUCGUCGCAACCACCAGAGACGGCGCGCACGGCAUCCUGGACUGCCACAAGCACGGCAGACGGGACGACCUGAUCGUGCUUACGAACAAGUCCCCGCGGUGGAACGAGCAGAUGCAGGCGUACUGCCUGAACUUCAACGGUCGCGUGACGCACGCGAGCGUCAAGAACUUUCAGCUCGUGGACGAGUGCGAUGAAGACGAACGCGUCGUGCUGCAGUUCGGCAAGGUUGGCAAGGACAUGUUCACCAUGGACUUUCAGUGGCCGAUGAGCGCGUUGCAGGCGUUCGCCAUCUGCCUCACCUCGUUCGACAGCAAGCUGGCGUGCGAAUAGAUUCCCACCUCCCAUUCAACACCGCUGUAACACCAAGUCUUAAACCGAUCGUCUC